AUAUGACCAGUACUAUGAAAAUUGUGUAUAUCUAGAAAAACAUGACAAGUAGCCAAUCUGCCUUUUGAAUAGUCGUAGAAACAAAAUUAUUAUUUUCCGAUGAAAAUCACCUCACGGCUCUGUCUUAACUCUCGUCAACGGAGGAAACUGGAAACGUAUGGUAAGCAGUUGAGCUGGCAUAGCACGGGUCAGAAGUCAAGGUCAAUGGACGGUGAGCCGGUCUCCCUGGGGCCUGGGCUGUAGAUCAGCGCGCAAUUUCGCAGCGUUGAUCUGGUCAACCAACCCUCCAUCAGUUGCAACAUUAUUUUUGGGUCCAAAGACCUCACUACAAGUCUUUCUAAAGAGUAGUCUAACAUUUAUGUCAGUGAAGCAUAGCAUUUAUAGGAGAGAGCUCUUCUAGCUUUGCAGGAAAGCUGAGACGACAGCAAUGGACUCUUCAAGACUGGCAUUGCUAUUCUUUCUCGUUUCUAUCCAACUUUCUGCUCUCACAUCUGUUCAGCCAGAAAAGCUCCUUCGACUCUGUUCGACCCAAAGCAACUUCACCAUGAAUAGCACCUACGGGAACAAUCUCAAACACCUCUUUUCCACCAUUACCUCCAACACCCAGAUAGACUACGGUUUUUACAACGUUUCUUAUGGCCAAAACUCUGACGAGGUCAAUGCUUUAGGUCUGUGUAGAGGAGAUGUUAAGCCAGAUAUUUGCCGUAGUUGCAUAACUAACGCCACUAAUGAGUUCACAGAAAACUGCCCUAACCAGAGGGAGGCCAUUGUUUGGUACGAUGAGUGUAUGUUAAGAUACUCAAAUCAUUCCAUAUUUGGUAAAAUGCAAUUCCCACCUGCUUGGGUAAUGGAAAAUGUCAACAAUGUCUCCAAAGUAAAUCAAUUCAAUCAGGUGUUGGCAAUCUUGUUGGGUGACCUUAGAAUUCAAGCGGCCUCUGGCGAUUCCCUUCACAAGUUUGCAACAGGGAAUGCUACUGUUUCCAACUCGCAGGCUAUAUAUGCGUUGGCUCAGUGCACUCCUGAUUUGUCCCAAGUGGAAUGUAACAAUUGCCUGAGUAAUGCCACGGAAUCACUUCCACUAUGGAGGGUAGGAGCCAGAAUUCUGACACCAAGCUGUACUGUUAGGUAUGAGAAUUAUAUCUUCUAUGGCCCUUUGGUUGAUAUGCCACCCCCAACGAUGUCACCAGCAUCACCGCCGGUUGAUGACGCACCAUUAUCACCACCAGCUGAUGUACCGCCACCACCAUCACUAGUGACACCAGCGCCUCCUCCGCAGCAACCUAAUCUUGCUACCAGAAAAGCAGCAAUGGACUCUUCAAGACUAGCAGUCUUAUUCUCUCUCGUUUUCAUACGACUAUGUGCUUUCACAUAUGCUGAGCCGGUGAAGCUGGUUCAAGUCUGUUCGCACAAAAGCGACUUCUCCCUGAAUAGCACCUAUGAGAACAACCUUAAUGACUUAUAUCUCACCACCAUUACCUCCAACACCAAAAUAGACCAUGGUUUUUUCAGUGCCUCUUAUGGCGAAGACUCUGAUAAGGUCAAUGCUAUAGGUCUGUGUAGAGGAGAUCUUGUGGCAGAUAUUUGCCGUAGUUGCAUUAAUGAUGCCAUCAAUGACUUCGCAGAAUACUGCCCGAACCAGAGAGAGGCCAUUGCUUGGUAUGAUGAGUGUAUGCUUAGAUACUCAAAUCGUUCCAUAUUUGGUAAAAUGGAGGUCGAACCGUUUCGUUCACUCGUCAAUGUAAACGUUGUCAACAAUGUCACCAACGUAACUCAUUUUAAUCAGGUCUUGGCAACCUUGUUAGAUAGGCUUAAAACUCAAGCGGCCUCCGGCCGUUCCCUUCGCAGGGUUGCAACAGGGAAUGCUAAUGUUUCCAAGUCGCAGACUCUAUAUGCAAUGGUUCAGUGCACCCCUGAUUUGUCCCCAGAGGAUUGUAACGAUUGCCUGAGAAAUGUCACUGAAUCACUUCCACGAUGUUGUAAUGGGAGGAAAGGAGCAAGAGUUUUGACUCCAAGUUGUAAUAUUAGGUAUGAAAAUCAUCUCUUUUAUGGCCCUUUGGUUGAUAUGACACCCCCAACGCCGUCUCCAGCGUCACUAGCGGUUGAUGCACCAUCAUCCCCACCGGUCGAUGCACCAUCAUCCCCACCGGUCGAUGCGCCAGCAUUCCCACCUGUCUAUGCACCAGCAUUCCCACCGGUCGAUGCACCAGCAUCCCCACCGGUUGACGCACCAGUAUUACCGCCGUUUGAUGAACCAGUAUUACCGCCGGAGGAUUAUGACUCACCACUAUUGCCACCAUAUGAUGCAUCGUCACCACCACCCCCAGAGCCACCAGCGCCUCCUCUGCAGCAACCUGAUCAUGCGACCGGAAAUGGUGACAUGAACAGCAAAUUUCAAGCUCUGGGAACAGCGGUUCUGCUAAUGAUUUUGCAAUACUUUAUAUUUUGAGGUCUCGUUCAUUUAAAGUAGGAAGAUCUGAUUAGUUUUUGAUCUGAUUAGUUGUUAGCAUGUAGCCUGUAUUUUACAUUUUAAGUAAAAGUCUCUUCAGUAGGUACUAGUACCAGUAAACUUUGUGAAUGGACUUUUGAGAAAUGGGAAAUUGCAAUGAUGCCUAGCAUUUUGAGGUCAUUGAUAGCAAA
This is a messenger RNA of Theobroma cacao (cacao), 2637 nucleotides long. Its product is annotated as antimicrobial ginkbilobin-2-like protein. The record is from RefSeq and is a predicted model, not a curated record. NCBI's taxonomy places the organism in Eukaryota, Viridiplantae, Streptophyta, Magnoliopsida, Malvales, Malvaceae.